ACUGGUAAACUCUCUUCAUUGCUGUAUUCUGCACACGAACAGCUAAUAUGUACAUGGCUACUUUCGCUAUUCUAUCCUCGUCAUCCAACAUGUCUCGAUAUCAACUCACUACCACCACCGCCAUGCACCCGCACAGACGUCCAUCUGAGCAAUAACCGCCGUUCAGCACCAACACGACGAAACAGAGCGGAAAGCUCACCUCAGUCUGCGGCACUGCGCAGUUUCUGUGUCUUGCGCCAAUCGGCUUAUAUCGGGGCUACGCGGUGUCUGUCAUACGGUCCACUGCGUGUUAGCUGCAGCGUUAGGAUUGUUUCCGUUCAGUCACCACGCCGUCUUCGCCACAUGAGACUCGUCUUCUGGUAUGCUCGUGUUCCAUGUAUCGUACGAGCUAGCGUGUAAACCCGACCAGCAACCCCGCAUUGCUUGGCGCCCAAAUGCGCUCGGCUGUGCCGUGCGCCGCAAGUCGUGCGCCUGCUCGGCCCGCGGCGGUGGCCUUCCUUUCAUCGUUGUUCUGCCUUGCCUAAGCAGCGGCAUCCUGUGGCAGAUGAGUGGGACAGGUGCAUCCCCAACCGACGUGCGGCUAGGAUUCAUUCCUCACGGUGCAUCUUGCUGUCAGCCGACCGGUGACCCCUCGAGCCGCGAACGUUGGAAUACUUUCAAGACGUGGAGGUGAAGGGUAGGGGCGCUUAGUGCCCGUGCCAUCUGCAGUCGUAACUUGUACCCGAACGUCAAACGAUGGGCACAUAAGUUAUACACAGUUUAUAUAUAACUUGCUCCUGUAGUUCUGGCUUGGCGCAUUCUUACGACCGCAUGUGCUGCCGACAUUGUGCGGCAACGAGUAAGUCGUCUUCACUGUCCUCGCCGGUGGAUCGCAGUGGUCGUAGGUAGACUGCGCGAGGCUGUUGCUGAGCGACACUCCGAAAGAACGUGGCAGGGGCAUAUAUAGUCGGCGGAAUAAGGAGCCUCAGCAAACUGCGCCGCUUGAGCUCGCG
Molecule: messenger RNA, 992 nt
Organism: Phanerochaete carnosa HHB-10118-sp
Lineage: Eukaryota; Fungi; Basidiomycota; Agaricomycetes; Polyporales; Phanerochaetaceae
Exons: 1
Coding region: 362-673 (103 amino acids)
Source: RefSeq, a predicted model, not a curated record